AUGAAUGCAUCACAUACAGAGUUUAUUGAAAGCUAUGUUGAUUAAAGUAAUAAUUUCAGUAAAAUAAAACAAAUUGAUAAAACUGUAUAAAAUAAUGGAAUACAUACAAAACAAUAAUCAAUGCUAAGAUACUUAGUUUUAUUUUUGUCUAUCUGGAUAAUCAUUCCUUCAUUUUAUUGCUUUGAUUAGCCAGUAGCAAUAUAUAAAACCCUAAAAUAAUUAUUUUAAGAAGAUUCAACCAUAAAUUUUGAUUUGUAUUUUGCAUCUCUCUACAUAAUCUAUGCUUUUGGAAAUGCCUUUUUGCCUCUUUUAACAGGUGGAAUGAGAGAUUGUCGAGGAGAUAGAAUUGUUAUGACAUAUAUAGUAGGUGUAAAUAUUAUUAAUCAAUUUAGCUAUUAUGAUAUUGGGACAGCUGACUUUUACUAUUGGAGUUUAUUUUAAAUCAUUUUUAUUAAUGAUAUUAGGUAGAUUACUAUUAGGUUGGGGUAUUGAGUCAUUAUUACCCUUAUGGUCAUCAUUUUUGGCUCCUUUUUUUAAGAAUAGCAUUGUAAGAUUGAAUUAAGUAUAUAGUCAAUAGUAUUGAGUAUUCUCCAACUCUUUUCAUAAAUUGGUUUGGUGUUAUCUAUAUAUUUAACUCCAAUUAUUUAAAAAGAAUAUAAUUUAAUAAUAUCCUUAAUUAGUGGAAUAGUUUUUAUUUUAAUUGGUUACAUUUUAUUGUGCUUAGGCUUUUUAAUUGACAAAAAACUUGAAAAUGAAAAUUAUUUAUCUUCUUACAGAUAGCUUUAACCAAGCAGUGAUAUCAUUUUAACAGAAGAUACAAAAAUAAUCAAUAAGUUUUAUUUUUUUAAAUUCAAAGAUAUAAAAAUAUUUCCUUAAAUGUUUUGGUUACUUUUAGCUUUUAAUUCAGCAUUCUAUUGUUCGAUAGUUACACUAGUAAAUGUAUCGAUGUAUAUUAUGGCAUCCGUAUUGUUUGAUAUCAAUAAUCAAAUUGAAGAGUUAGAUAUUGCAUUAUUUUGGAUGUUAGGUUGCUUAUCCCUUUUUAUAAUUGGUCCUUUGGUUUAAUAUUUUACUUAUAGAAGAUACUUAAUUAUCGUUUCAGUUAUCAUUAUUAUUAUUGGCCAUAUAUAAUACUUAACUUCACCUCAUAUAGGCUUAACUAUUUUAGCAAUUGGUUAUUGUUUAUCGUUUGUUUGUACUUGGAGUGCAAUUAUCUACAUUAUAAAAUUAAAAUCGUUUGGCAAAGCUUUUGGUCUCACAGUGGGAUUUUAAAAUUUAAUUUUUGUGUUUAUGCCUUUUAUAUUAGAUAUUGUAAACAGAAACAUUAUGGGCACUUUUAAAGUAUUAAUUUCAUUUUCUUUAUUUGCUUUAAUUUUGGCAAUCCAAAUUUUAGUUGAAGAUAUAAGAUGCUUCAAGUAAAAAUUAUGUUAAUUUCUAGCAUUUUAGAUAAUAAAUUAGCUCCUAUGUAAUUUCCAAAAAUAAACAAUGCAAGUAAUGAAGAAAAUAAUAAUAAUGACAUAGAUUUAUUUGCAGAAUAUUUAGAAAAACCUUAAUGA
Messenger RNA from Paramecium sonneborni, 1553 nucleotides. The record is from the annotation of a GenBank genome assembly. Lineage: Eukaryota; Ciliophora; Oligohymenophorea; Peniculida; Parameciidae.